Staurois parvus is the source of this 358-nucleotide messenger RNA. Lineage: Eukaryota; Metazoa; Chordata; Amphibia; Anura; Ranidae. The record is from the annotation of a GenBank genome assembly.
CACUGAUAGGCGGCACUGACUGGCACUGACAGGCGACACUGACUGGCACUGAUAGGUGGCACUGAUUGGCAGCACUGAUAGGUGGCAUGGAUUGGCAUUGAUAGGUGGCACUGACUGGCACUGAUGGGUGACAUUGAAAGGCAGCGCAGAUGGGCACUGAUAUGUGGCAUUGAUGUGCACUGAUGGGCACUGGCACGUGGCACUGAUACUAAUGAGCACUGACAGGUGGCACUUCUGGGGCCACACUGAUCAUCAGGGCACACUGAUCAUCAGUACCCUGAAGCUGUCAGAGGAGAGAAAUGCCGAUAACCGGCAUUUCCGUGUUUACAUGUGAUCAGCUGUGAUUGGACACAGCUGA